UCUUUGGAGGUGACCAAGGAAGUGAACUGUGUGACGGAUUUUCUAUCGGAAUGUGAGACGCAGGUUCAGGAGCUGAAGAAACAGCAGGAGAAAGGUCUUCUCUAUGGGGUCCCCAUCUCCCUGAAGGACAACGCUGGAUAUAAGGGGCACACCUCGCACUGUGGUCUGGUCCAUUAUCUGGGGGCGGAGGAGGCGGAGGACUGUGUGGUGGUCCAGGUGCUGAAGAGACAAGGAGCUGUCCCCUUCGUGAAGACCAACAUCCCCCAAUCCAUGAUCAACUUUGACUGCAGUAACUCCAUUUUCGGUCAGACCCUGAACCCCCACAACCAUAAGAAGACAUGUGGGGGCUCCAGCGGGGGGGAGGGCGCUCUGAUCGCAGCGGGGGGCGCUAUUCUGGGUGUGGGCACUGAUGUCCUGGGAAGUAUCCGGAUGCCGAGCAGCUUCUGUGGGAUCUGUGGACUGAAGCCUUCUGGGGAACGCCUGAGUGAUCUUGGAUUUCUUACUCCGGUCAGUGGGAUGAAGUCAGCGGUGUCGAUGCCAGGCCCGAUGGCGCGGGAUGUGGACAGCUUGGCCUUGUUUAUGAAAGCCGUUUUAUGUGAUGACCUCUUCCAGCUCGACCCCUCGGUGCCUCCAGUCCCAUUCAAUGAUGAG
Hyla sarda is the source of this 651-nucleotide messenger RNA. RefSeq names its product vitamin D3 hydroxylase-associated protein-like. Gene Ontology annotation, molecular function: amidase activity; fatty acid amide hydrolase activity. NCBI's taxonomy places the organism in Eukaryota, Metazoa, Chordata, Amphibia, Anura, Hylidae. The transcript has 5 exons. The record is from RefSeq and is a predicted model, not a curated record. The annotation marks the transcript as partial. Gene Ontology annotation, biological process: fatty acid catabolic process.